This is a messenger RNA of Entamoeba nuttalli P19, 2103 nucleotides long. RefSeq lists its product as hypothetical. The transcript has a single exon. The coding region runs from base 1 to 2103 and encodes 700 amino acids. Lineage: Eukaryota; Evosea; Mastigamoebida; Endamoebidae. The record is from RefSeq and is a predicted model, not a curated record.
AUGAAUCAUUUUCAUUAUUAUCAUAUUCUAUCAUAUAUCGAAGAUUAUCAUGACAUCACCACAUUUAUUUGUAUUAACCAUCGUUGUCAACAAUCUGUAUCGACACUUCCUUACUAUCAUUAUAAACAACCACAUCCACAAAUGAUAUUUCCUUCUUUAGUAAAUGUUGCAUUUGAUUUUCCUAUAAGUACUUUAUUUCUACAAGAAUUAACUUAUAAAGCAUCUAACUUGUUUUCAUUAUCAUUUGUUAUUAAUAAAAUUAAUAUCAAACCUUUUAUAUCUACUGAUAAAACACUUCAAAUUUUCCAAACAAAGUUAUUAAAUCAACUUAAAGGUAUUAACAUUAGUUUAAAAAUUAAUUCAAAUACAAAUUUAUUUCUUGCUAAAAGCAUAUUGAAAUUUACAUCUCUUUCAUUUACAUAUGAUUCUUCAAUUAAUUUAACAACAAUUAAUUCAAAUAUUAAAGAAUUAGAUAUUACAUUAAACCAAUAUACUCCAAUUGUUCCAUUCCAAUCAUUUUUAAAUAAGUUUCUUCUCAAAAAAUUAAUUAUUAGAAUUGAGUAUGAGUGUCAAUGGAAUUUUAUUCGUUCAUUAGCUAAAUUAGUAAAAUCUAUUAAUGCCACUGGAUUAAUUUAUGUAUCAAACAAAGUUAUUUAUGAGUCUGGUGAAAUUGAUGAUUUACUUAUUAAUAUCCCACAAAACAUAUGCAUUAUAUUUAAUGAUGGUUAUAUUGGGUGUAAUGGAUUUUCUGGUAGAUUUGGAAAGUAUGAAGAAGAUAAUAUUAUUCAAAGAGAUGGAGACAGUUCAGUUAUUGUUCCUAUUCCAUUACCAGAAAUAACUCUUGACCAUACUUCUUAUACAACUCAAUUAAAAACAAUAGAUUUAUCUCAAAAAACGUGGAUAUCAUCAGUAGAAACGUCAUAUAAUUUGAAUUAUAUUAAAUUACCAACUUCUAUCAUUUCAUUAAAAUUAUAUAAUCCUCCUUCAUCUUUACCAAUGAAUUUAGUUCAAUUACAUAUGGAAAAUAUAAAUAAUUCAAUGGUAAAUUUAUCAUGUGCUGCUUUUAAUAAAUUGAUAUUAAAAAAAUGUAAUAUUGAAACAUUACAAGUACCAUCUACAUUAACAUUCUUUUCAAGUACUUAUAAUACUUUCUUAAAAGUAGGAUUAAACUGUCAAAUGAAAGAAGCAAAUUUUAAUUCAUGUCAAUUACCAAUGUUAUUAAUUCCAACUACAUGUACUUAUUUAAAUGUUUAUUGUUCUCGUUUACCAUUUGUUCAAUUAACUUGUUUAAAACAAUUAGAAGUUUAUAACUCUGAUUUCUCUAAAUUAGCAACAACAACUCGUUUAUCACAAUUAACUGGACUAACGUUUAUAUCUAAAACAGAACCUGAAUUUACUUCUUUAAAUGAACUUCCAAUUCUUAAAUAUUCAAAUGCAUUAGUUCAAUGUAAUCUUCAGCAUGUCUGUUUCUCUAAACUUAUUGCUCCUGGAUUAAAACAAUUAACAAUUGAUUUUGUACAACCAGUUCUUAUUUCUGAAAAUAAUAACAAAUCUCUCCUUACUUCAUCAGAUAUUAAUGAAGAUACUUUACCUUCAAUUCCAGAAAAAUCAUCUGUUCUUGUUUCACCUUCUUUUAUAGUCCCACGUUUAAGAGAGUGUUAUUUAAAAGGUAUUCUAUCUUUACAAUCACCAAUAGAUUCAUGGAGAAUUUAUAUUGAUGGAUGUAAUGAUAUUAUUUUAGGUGCAGCAAAUGGUGUACAUUUAAAAAAUUGUCAUGGUAAAAUUAAUUUUAAUAAUGAAAAGAAUGCAUCAGUAAUUUCAUCACUUUCUUUAUAUAAUUGUUUCUUUGAUAAUAACAGCUUUCAAAAACUUAAAGCUGUUCAACAUUUACGUAUAUACAUCACUGGUAAUUUUAAAGUUUCUGAAUGGAGAUAUCAAUCUUUUAAUCAGUUAAAUGAUAUUCUUUUAUCAGCUAAAAGUAUAAAUUUAGGAUCUAUUGUUAUUCCUUCUUCUGUUACUUCAUUAUCAAUUACAAGUGAGAAAAAGAAAGGAAAAUUAACUCAAACAACUAUUAAUCAAUUAAAAAUUCUUUCAUUAAAUUAA